This is a messenger RNA of Pelagomonas calceolata, 3169 nucleotides long. The record is from the annotation of a GenBank genome assembly. Lineage: Eukaryota; Pelagophyceae; Pelagomonadales; Pelagomonadaceae.
AUGGGCGCUCCCGCAGCAACACCCCAGACGCCGCUCCCAAAAGCGGCCAUGGCCGUCGUCUUCCUCAUCCAGAUCAGCGAGGCGUUGGGCGGCUUCGCGCUCUUUCCCUUCGUCGUGUUUAUGUUGCGUGAUCUCGGCGUGAGCGAGCGGAACUUAGGAUUUUACAGCGGUUUGUUGGGUGCAUCCUUUUUCAUCGGGCAAGUCUUCAGCAGCUAUCACUGGGGCCGCCUCGCGGACCGCUACGGCUGCCGGGCCUGUCUCGUGUUCGGCGGGCUCGCCGCGUCGUUCUCGUCGGCGGUCUUCGGGUUCGUGCCGAACGUGACGUGGGCCGUCGUCGCGCGGGUCGCGAGCGGUCUGCUGAAUGGCACAAUAGGCAUCAUCAAGUCGCACGUCUCGCAGAUCACGGACGAGACGAAUCGACCCCACGCCUUUUCGCUCUUUCCCGUCGGUUUUGGGAUUGGCAUCGUGAGCGCGUCCUAUCUGGGCGGCGCCCUCGCGCGGCCGGCGGACACCUGGCCCGGCGUGUUUGGGUCGGAGUUCUGGGAGGCGUACCCCUACGCGCUGCCGCUCCUGGUCUGCGCGGUCUAUCAAUUCCUGACCUCUCUGCUCGCGUGCGCGGUCCUACGAGACGCGCCGCGGACGGCCGCGUACGAAGCCGUCGGCGCGGCGUCGACGACAUCACUCCCAGUCUGGCGCCGGCGCGGGCCGGUGCUGUCCUGCGCCGCCUACGCGCUGCUCGCGGGCGCGCAGAUUUUGUUCGACGAACUGUUUCCUCUCUACGCGCGCGGCUGCCUGGAGUGGAAGCCGCCGCGGAUCGGCCGGUUCCUGGCGCUCGGCGGCGGCUCGCUGCUCAUCGGGUCCUUCGCGGCGCCGCACGUCCUCCGGCUGUCGAGCGGCAACGCGUCGCGCGUCUUCGUGGUCUGCAAUCUCGUGAAUGUGCCGCUGGGUAUAGUAGUGCCGGCGCUGUCGUCCUUCGCUGGGUUGUUCCCCGUGUACGUGUCGCUGCGCGUGACGCAGACCAUUGCGUUCUGUCAAGUGAUGUUGCUGGUCAACACGUCGGCCCCGAUGUCCGAGCUCGGCGCCGUCAACGGACUGGGUCAGACUCUAGCUGCCGCUAUGAGGGCGCUCGGGCCCCUCGGCGGCGGCGCGUCGUGGUCCGGGGCGCUCUCGCUCGCGCGCGACAGCGGCGCCGCGGCGGAAACGUGUCCCGGCGUCUACGCGUACCUGCCCUACGGCGCGCGCGCGUUCCUCGUUGUUGCCGCGAUCGCCGCCGCGUGCGGGCUGCCGACGCCUACGCCCGCCGUCGAUGACGUCGACGACGACGAGGAGCGCAAGGACCCCGACGAAUCGGUGGUGUUUGCGCCGUCGUUUUCAUCGGAGAAGGAGGUGGAGAUGGUCUGAUUAUUAGUGUGUAAGAUGUAUUGUUUAGCUUACUCGAGAUUACCAGCUUCCCCCGACUUCUCCUCGCAAGCCGCCGGCGACGGCGCGCUGGACUCCGGGCACUCGGGGCGGGCGGACAUCCUCGUAAACAAGUCAAGGAUGUUCACGAAAAAUUGUUUCGUCAAUGGAUGUUUCUCGCCCAUCACCUGUUUCGACCUCUCGCCGUUCGAAGUAAGAAUUUCCGAUGGUCUACCGGCGGGCCGCACGCUUGGCCGCCGACGCGCGCGCCGCCUCGGGGCCGCGGGGCGUCCAGCGCGGCCUCCUUAUCUCGCCGCGCGGGCGGCGGGGCGACUCCGAGGACCACGCGGACCAGUACGCGGACUCGCCCGAGCGCGCGUCGACGGCGACGACGCGGGACGGGCUUACGUUGCUUUAAUUUAUCACUAUACCUUCGCCUCCGCUACCACCGCUUUUUACGAAACCCGUUUUGGAUUCAACUGCUCAACGUCGACCUGCGCCACAGUCAUGGGAGGAGGCAUCCGUGUUCUAGUAUGUUACAGGCCGCUAGCACACGCGGCAUUAAAGCAACACGCCCAGCUCGCGCCCGCUACGGCCCGCUGGUUGAAGCGAACAGGUCUGAAAGACCAGUUUUCACCGCGCCGCAGCCCUUAGCCUUCGCGAGUAGAGCGAAGCCGCACGCCUCGCCGCCACAGAUAAAAGCAGCAAAGAGCUCUCUAAGCAGCCCGCCACGCCGCGUGGCCGCAGCGCUCCCCCAAAAGGCCGCCGCACCCAGACGCCGUCGCCGCGCACAAAAAAAAUGGCCGCCCCCACCGGCUCGUCCGCCGACCUCGCCGAGAAGCUGCGGACGUACGGCGAGCAGCUCGCGCAAGUCGAGCAGUUGCUGGCCCAGGACCCGGACAACGAGCAGUUCAAGAAGUUGAGACAAGAUUUGCUCGAAGUCACUAAAUUAACAGAAGAUCUGCUGAAAUAUGACCACGAAAAAAAGGAACAGGAGCAACCAGACGCGACGCAGGGCGAAGAACAGGAGGGCAUCGAUAUAGAUCCGUUCCAAGUCGGCAUGCGCUGCGAGGGCAAGUUUAAUGAUGGAUGGUAUCCUGCCGUGAUCACUGCCGUCGCUGGUGGGGCCUACACGGUAGUCUAUAUCGGGUUCGGCAAUACGGAGGUUGUGGAUGCCGAUGGUAUUCGCCCACUCAUCUGCGACGACCCCCUGGACCCGGCACAAGUUGUGGUCGGUGCCGAGCUCGUUGGCAGGUAUUCCGGUGAUGGGAAGUACUAUGAUGUGGUGGUUGAGGCGGUCACGGAUUUCGGCUACAAAGUGUCGUUCACGGAAUAUGGGAAUUCGGAGGAGUUGCCUCUCGAAUAUUUGAGGGUGCGGUCGCAGACGGGCCAGUUGCCCGAUGCCAAUGAGGGUUUAGUAAGAGAAGCAGAUGGGACGUAUCGCAUCCCGGAGCAUUUGAAGGUGCUCCCUUCCGAUAGUGAGCAGGAUCGAUUGCGGAAAAGAAGACGCGUGAAAGCGUUGAAGCAGAAACUCAAACAAAGUGAACAAGACGCGGCCCGCGACCAGUCGAAGAACUCGUGGCAGGCCUUCCAGCAAAAAGGCGCCAAACGUAGGGUUGCCGGGUCCAUGAAGGGCGUGCGCAAGGAGUCGAUCUUUGCCGCUCCUACGACAGUGGAUGGCAAAGUGGGCGUGACGGGGUCGGGCCGCGACAUGACGGAGUUCGGGGGGCGGAAGAAGUUCAAGGUCGCGGCGAACGGGGGCCUGCCCUAA